AUGUUGCACCCCAAGUACGACAAGUACGGGUUAAAAAGCAAGCUUGACGGUAGCAACGAAAAUCCGCUCGAUCAAAGCCCGCAGUUUGAUGAGUUCCUGCUGGCCUGUCGCCACGGCGAUCUGCCCAAAUGUCAGGAGCUCAUCGACCUCGGCGUCAACAUCAACGGCAAGGACAAGUUUGACUACACGCCACUCAUUAUUGCCAGCUUGUGUGGCCAUUACGAACUUGUGCAGCUGCUUCUAGAGUCGGGCGCACUGGCGGAGAGAAACACGUUCCAGGGAGAACGAUGCAUCUAUAAUGCGCUGAAUGAUCGAAUACGACAGCUCUUGCUCCAGUACGACUUUUCCAAGACAUCAAACCCGUACGUGUACUGGUCGACCCACAUCACCGGCCUGCUCGCUCGUACGAACCCCCAAACCUCGGACAUAUCCCUUGUCGCCGGCUCACACACCUUCCGCCUGCACAAGUUCCUCCUCGCUUCCCGCACGCACUACUUCCGCCGCGAGCUCGAGGUCCUACCCGAGACGGAGUCAUGGAGAUUUCCACCAAACGUUCCCCUCGACGCCGUCCACCUGUUCCUGCGAUAUCUCUAUCUUGGCGAUCUCCCCCGCGAUCUCGUCCCUGCCGGCGGCCUCGCGUCGAAAGAGGGGAUCGCGAAGGCGCUGGAUGAUAUCAGCCAUGAUCUUGGCAUUGAAACACUCUGGGACGCCUUCAUGGCAGGUGGCGACCGCCGGCUUGCACGCCAGCGGUUCCAGGACGAGGAGCACCGCGCGCUGCAACAGGUGGACGAAUUUUUCCACCGCAACGUGCUCGGUAGAAAGGUCGUCGUCGACUUGGAGCGGGUGGACGAUGUCAAGUGGGAGUACAACAAUCCGGCCUUUGCGGACGUCUUUCUCAGGGCAGACGAGCAGAAGUUCACGCUUGAUGAGGAAAUCAACGGUGCACAGGAGAAGGCGGUGCUCGACAGCCGAGGCAUACCACUCGACUCGGUCGCAGAGGGGAAUUUCAGGCCACCCAGUCAGUCGGUGCUCUACCCUGUACACAAAGCUAUGCUCAUCCGCAGCGAGUACUUUGACCGCAUGUUCUCGGGCGAAUACGUCGAGGCCCAACGGUCGACACAUCUCAUCGUCGUCAAAGUCGACUGCUCGCCUGCCGUGCUCGAGCUUGUCCUCAGCUUCCUGUAUACGGAGAAGACAAACUGCCCCCUGGAACACGCUCUCGACCUGCUCUACGCCGCCGACAUGCUCUUCAUAGACAGACUCAAGACGAAGGCUGCCGUGGCCAUCAGCACGCUUGGUAGCGGUCGAAGCAACGUGCUUGUCGACAGAACGCACCCUGCCGGCAGCAGAACCCAUGGCAAGGCCGAAAAACCGGCCGAUGCGGUUGAUUUGGAGCCAAUAAACAUCUACGACGUCAUUCACGCUGCCUGGGACCUGCGCGUCCAGCGUCUCGAGGAAUUUUCUGCGCGCUAUCUUGCCACGCGCCUCGAGGACUACAUCGAUGACCCCGAUUUCCAGGAGCUCAUCCGCGAAAGCGCUGCGCGCAUCCGCCUCCGCGAAGAGACGGACACCAUCGAACUGCUCGACGACAUACGCUACUACCUGUCGGAGCGCUUCCGUCUGCGCUUCGAGGAUGCCGGUCUCGAUGAGAUGCUGACAGGAGAUGGCGAAUCCAUUUCUUCGCAGGAGUCUACCCUCGACGCGGCCCAUGAUCGUUCGGGCGCUGUAAUUGCUGGCCAGGUUGAUGCCUCAGAACAUGCGCCCGACGGUGGGACAGAGAAGGGGGUGGCAGGUGGUGGUGGUGGUGGUGCUGCUGCUGCUGCUGCUGCUGUGCUCACACUGGACGGCCGCACGGCCGAGGACGAGUUCGCCUCCGAUUUCAUCAACUACCAGAUCCUACUGGACAAAAUUGACGCCAUGCUGGAACGAUUACAGCUUGAUGCUUAA
Drechmeria coniospora is the source of this 1947-nucleotide messenger RNA. RefSeq lists its product as uncharacterized. The transcript has 3 exons. NCBI's taxonomy places the organism in Eukaryota, Fungi, Ascomycota, Sordariomycetes, Hypocreales, Ophiocordycipitaceae. The record is from RefSeq and is a predicted model, not a curated record. Gene Ontology annotation, molecular function: protein binding. The coding region runs from base 1 to 1947 and encodes 648 amino acids. Gene Ontology annotation, cellular component: cytoplasm; ubiquitin ligase complex.